CCCCGGGACGGAAGCUCGGAACCGGAACCCCGAGACGGAACCGGGACGGAUCGUGUCCUCCUCGUGUCACAUGAAGCGUGUCUGAAAGCAGGACAUGUCCACCAUGGUGUACCCACGAGAAGAAGCCCUGGAGCGCCUGAGCCAGGAUGAGAUCGUCCUGAACACCAAGGCCGUGAUGCAGGGUCUGGAGACCCUCAGGGGGGAGCACGCCCAGAUCCUCAACUCGCUGCUGGACUGCACCACGCCCGCCGGCGCCCAGGAGAAGUCCGGCCUCCUCCGCAAGGGCCUGGAGGCCAUCGAGCUCGGCCUGGGAGAAGCUCAGGUGAUCGUGGCCCUGUCCAGCCACCUGAGCGCCGUGGAGUCGGAGAAGCAGAAGCUGCGAGCCCAGGUGCGGCGGCUCUGCCAGGAGAACCAGUGGCUGAGGGACGAGCUGGCCGGCACGCAGCACAAGCUGCAGCGCAGCGAGCAGAGCGUGGCCCAGCUGGAGGAGGAGAAGAAGCACCUGGAGUUCAUGAACCAGAUCAAGAAGUUCGACGACGACGUGUCUCCGUCCGAGGAGAAGAGCCAGGGCGGAGGGGGGGGCGGCGGAGGAGGAGGAGACACCUCCAAGGACAGCCUGGACGACCUGUUCCCCAACGACGACGACCAAGGACCAGCUCCGCCCACCGGCGAGGUGGCGGCCCAGCAGGGGGGCUACGAGAUCCCGGCCCGCCUCCGGACCCUCCACAACCUGGUGAUCCAGUACGCGUCCCAGGGUCGCUACGAGGUCGCCGUGCCGCUGUGCAAGCAGGCGCUGGAGGACCUGGAGAAGACGUCUGGACGGGACCACCCGGACGUGGCCACCAUGCUGAACAUCCUGGCCCUGGUCUACAGAGACCAGAACAAGUACAAGGAGGCGGCCCACCUGCUGAACGACGCCCUGGCGAUCCGGGAGAAGACGCUGGGGAAGGAUCAUCCCGCCGUGGCCGCCACGCUCAACAACCUGGCCGUGCUGUACGGGAAGAGGGGCAAGUACAAGGAGGCGGAGCCUCUGUGCAAGAGGGCGCUGGAGAUCCGAGAGAAGGUUCUGGGGAAGUUCCACCCGGACGUGGCCAAGCAGCUGAACAACCUGGCUCUGCUGUGCCAGAACCAGAGCAAGUACGAGGAGGUGGAGUACUACUACCGCCGGGCGCUGGAGAUCUACGAGUCCAAGCUGGGCGCCGACGACCCCAACGUGGCCAAGACCAAGAACAACCUGGCCACGUGCUACCUGAAGCAAGGGAAGUUCAAAGAGGCCGAGUCCCUGUACAAGGAGAUCCUGACCCGGGCUCACGAGAAGGAGUUCGGCUCCGUCAACAACGACAACAAGCCGAUCUGGAUGCACGCAGAGGAGAGAGAGGAGAGCAAGGGGAAGCGUAGGGACUCUGGCCCGUGUGUGGAGUACGGGAGCUGGUACAAAGCCUGCAAGGUGGACAGCCCCACGGUGAAUACCACCCUAAAGAGCCUGGGGGCGCUGUACCGUCGCCAGGGGAAACUGGAAGCAGCCGAGACCCUGGAGGAGGUCGCCAGCAAGUCACGCAAACAGGGCAUCGACGCCAUCAACCAGAGCAAAGUGGUGGAGCUGCUGAAGGACGACCGGAGACACAGCCGGGAGGGGGUCCCCGGGCCGGGGGGGCAGCGGGGGGGCGAGAGCGAGGGGGACGACUCUGCCGAGUGGAACGGGGACGGAAACGGGUCCCUGAGACGCAGCGGCUCCUUCGGUAAGAUCCGUGACGCCCUGAGGAGAAGCAGUGAGAUGCUGGUGAAGAAGCUUCAGGGCAGCGGCCCUCAGGAGCCCAGGAACCCCGGGAUGAAGAGAGCAAGUUCCCUCAACUUCCUGAACAAGAGCACAGAGGAGACCACCCAGGACGCCAGCUCCGGCCUGUCGGACUGCAGAGGGCUGAGCGCCAGCAACGUGGACCUGUCCAGACGCAGCUCCCUGAUUGGCUAGGACAGCAGCGGGAGGCGGGACUCAGCAGAGCGCCCGGGCGGGGGGAGGCGGUCUGCAGCUCGGUUCGAACGAAACAAACGCACCUAAAGCUUAAAGCACCUGCAGCAUCAUCACCACACACGACUCGGCUGCUUCACUGUACAAACAUCGAUCAGAGAAUAUUUAGAUACACAUUUAUGAGCAUGCUGCUUCCAUCGCUGCACCUGAACGCAUCGCUGCACCUGAACGCAUCGCUGCACCUGAACGCAUCGUGGUCACGGACUCGACGCACGUAGCAAAACAUCGUGUCCACAACGUGACGAGUCCGUUUCCUCAUCUACUCGUUUAGCCGUAGCUAGGCUAACUGCUAACCCAGUUCCAGUUGAAUUCAGAUCUGUAUAUUUCACUAGUAGCAUGAAAUAUUCACUGAUGCUAAACAUCAAAUACAGACGGAGAAAAAGGUUGAAUUUGAUUUGUACGAAAGAGAAAAGAAGCAAUCGUCAAAACACACCGCUCAUCAUUUAAACCUCACUUUUUGCCUUGUUUUUUAUGUAUAUACAGUUUUAAGUUAUUGGAUAUUUCGUUCUUUGUAUAUAGUGCAUCUUUCUUUUUGUUUACACUUUAUUGGGUUAGAGUCUAGAAAACUACUGAUCUGAUGAGGGAAGGAGGAGUCAAAGUAAAAUGAUCGUUAAUGAAGUGAAAAGUUUCCAAACUGAUGAAUGUGACG
Limanda limanda (common dab) is the source of this 2675-nucleotide messenger RNA. RefSeq names its product kinesin light chain 2 (gene klc2). The coding region runs from base 95 to 1969 and encodes 624 amino acids. The transcript has 14 exons. NCBI's taxonomy places the organism in Eukaryota, Metazoa, Chordata, Actinopteri, Pleuronectiformes, Pleuronectidae. The record is from RefSeq and is a predicted model, not a curated record. Gene Ontology annotation, cellular component: cytoplasm; membrane-bounded organelle; kinesin complex. Gene Ontology annotation, biological process: microtubule-based movement. Gene Ontology annotation, molecular function: kinesin binding.